Drosophila bipectinata is the source of this 5242-nucleotide messenger RNA. RefSeq names its product satellite-binding protein 1 Dp1 (gene Dp1). Gene Ontology annotation, molecular function: mRNA binding. NCBI's taxonomy places the organism in Eukaryota, Metazoa, Arthropoda, Insecta, Diptera, Drosophilidae. Gene Ontology annotation, cellular component: cytoplasm; nucleus. The record is from RefSeq and is a predicted model, not a curated record.
UGACAUCCCUGCACCGGCGAGCCUAUCGCUCAUCUCUAUUUGCCACGUUCAUGUUCAUUCACAUUUUACUUGGAGUCGCAGACACGCCAAGUUAUCAAACUGGAUUUGGUCAAAGGAGAGUAAACUAGGCCGGAUUUUUUGGAUUUUACAGUACCUGUACUGUAAACGACUUGGAACGAAAAAGGACUCUUCUCUUUUUUUAAGUAAUGCAAGCAGCAGCCGUGAUGGAGGAAUCUAACGCAACUACCAUCGAGCAGCAGCCCAUCGCCCUCAUUAAUGGCCAAGAGCAGGUGUCCAACGAGCAGCAACCAUCUUCGCCCACUUCUGUGGCCACGCCCACUAGCACCACCAGCGGUGGCACUGGCAAUGCCACGCCCGCCUUCAGCUACGACGACCUGUUCCCGGCCCUGCCGGCCAACAACUCGGCGCCGUCGCAGUCCGGAGCUUCCAGCCUGACAAUCGCCCGGGUAACCAGCUCCCAGAAGACUCAGGUCUUGCAUGUUCCUUGCGAGGAGCGCAAGUCCACCGAGUCGGAAAAGUUCGGUGAGGGCGAGUCGAAGAGGAUCUGCCAGCAGAUCACCAAGGAAACUGGCGCCCAGAUCGAGAUCGUGAGCGGAAAGAACCAGUCGCUGACGUUCCUGAUCAAGGGCAAGCAGAGCGAGCUGCUCGAUGCCCGCCGCAAGAUUCUGAUGAGCUUCUCGACCCAGGCCAGCCGCCAGGUGACCAUUCCCCGGGAGCACUACCGCGUGAUCCUCGGCAAGGGUGGCCAGCGCCUGCGCGACCUCGAGCGCUCGACAUCGACACGCAUCAACAUCCCCAACCAGAACGAUGAGAGCGAGUUCAUCACCAUUGCCGGCACCAAGGAGGGCAUCGAGAAGGCCGAGCAGGAGAUCCGCCAGCUGUCCGCCGAGCAGUACAAGAAGUCCUCGGACCGUACCACGGUGCCCAAGAUCUACCAUCCGUUCAUUGUCGGCCCCUACAGCGAGAACCUCAACAAGCUGCAGGAGGAGACCGGUGCCAAGAUCAACGUGCCGCCGCAGCAGGUGCAGAAGGACGAAAUCAUCAUUUCUGGCGAGAAGGAUGCCGUCGCCGCUGCCAAGGCCAAGGUGGAGGCCAUCUACAAGGAGAUGGAAAAGAAGUGCUCCACCGUCAGUGUGGAGGUGGCGAAGGCCCAGCACCGCUACGUCAUCGGUCCCAAGGGCUCCACCAUUGCCGAGAUCCUGCAGCUGACCGGUGUUUCCGUUGAGAUGCCCCCCAACGACUCCACCUCGGAGACGAUCACCCUGCGCGGACCCCAGGUGGCCCUCGGAAACGCCCUCACGGUCGUCUACCAGAAGGCCAACUCGGUCAAGUCUAUGGAGAUCAAUGCCCCGCACUGGAUCCACAAGUACGUGAUCGGACGCAAGGGCGCUAACAUGAAGCAGCUGGAGGAGGAGUGCCCCAACGUCAACGUCAACUGCCUGGAGGACAAGAUCAAGCUCGAGGGCGAUCCCGAAAAUGUGGACAAGGCCGUCCUCUAUCUGACCGACAUCAUUCGCAACUACGAGGACAACUUCACCUUCGAGGUGAUGACCGUGAACCCAUCGUACUACAAGCACAUCAUCGGCAAGGCUGGCGCCAACGUCAACCGGCUGAAGGACGAGCUGAAGGUGAACAUCAACAUCGAGGAGCGCGAGGGCCAGAACAACAUUCGCAUCGAGGGACCGAAGGAGGGUGUGCGGCAGGCGCUGCUUGAAUUACAAGAAAAAAUCGACAAACUGGAAAACGAAAAAUCGAAGGAUGUGAUCAUCGACCGGCGGCUCCAUCGCUCAAUCAUCGGAGCCAAGGGCGAGAAGAUUCGCGAGGUGAAGGACCGCUACCGCCAGGUGACCAUCACGAUACCCACCCCCCAGGAGAACACGGACAUUGUGAAGCUGCGUGGACCCAAGGAGGAUGUCGACAAGUGCCACAAGGAUCUGCUGAAGCUGGUCAAGGAGAUCCAGGAGUCAUCGCACAUCAUUGAGGUGCCCAUUUUCAAGCAGUUCCACAAGUUCGUCAUCGGCAAGGGCGGCGCCAACAUCAAGAAGAUUCGCGACGAGACCCAGACCAAGAUCGAUCUUCCCGCCGAGGGCGACACCAACGAGGUUAUCGUCAUCACCGGCAAAAAGGAGAACGUCCUGGAGGCCAAGGAGCGCAUCCAGAAGAUCCAGAACGAGCUCUCCGACAUCGUUACCGAGGAGGUGCAGAUCUCGCCCAAGUACUACAACUCCAUCAUCGGCACUGGCGGCAAGCUCAUCUCCUCGAUCAUGGAGGAGUGCGGCGGAGUGUCCAUCAAGUUCCCGAACAGCGAUUCCAAGAGCGACAAGGUCACCAUUCGCGGUCCCAAGGACGAUGUGGAGAAGGCCAAGGGCCAGCUUCUGGAGCUGGCCAACGAACGCCAGCUGGCUUCGUUCACGGCCGAGGUGCGCGCUAAGCAGCAGCACCACAAGUUCCUCAUCGGCAAGAACGGCGCCUCCAUCCGUAAGAUUCGCGAUGCCACCGGCGCCCGCAUCAUCUUCCCCUCGAACGAGGACACCGACAAGGAGGUCAUCACCAUCAUUGGCAAGGAAGAGAGCGUGAAGAAGGCCCGCGAGCAGUUGGAGGCCAUCAUCAAGGAGUGCGACGAGGUGACGGAGGGCGAGGUGGCCGUCGACCCCAAGCACCACAAGCACUUUGUGGCCAAGCGCGGCUUCAUCCUCCACCGCAUCGCCGAGGAGUGCGGCGGAGUGAUGAUUUCGUUCCCCCGAGCCGGCACCAACUCCGACAAGGUGACGAUCAAGGGCGCCAAGGACUGCAUCGAGGCGGCCCGCCAGCGCAUCGAGGAGAUCGUGGCCGACUUGGAGGCGCAGACCACCAUUGAGGUGGUGAUUCCACAACGGCAGCACCGCACCAUCAUGGGCGCUCGCGGCUUCAAGGUCCAGCAGGUCACCUCGGAGUUCGAUGUGCAGAUCAAGUUCCCCGAUCGCGAUGCCACCGAUCCUGUCGAGGGUCUGACCAAUGGCGGCAGCGACGUCAACGGCGGUGGCGACUCCCAGGAUGGCAGUCAGGAGUCGGAGGCUGCCGAGCCGGUACGCCAGUGUGAUGUCAUCCGCAUUACGGGCCGUAUCGAGAAGUGCGAGGCCGCCAAGCAGGCUCUGCUGGACUUGAUCCCCAUCGAGGAGGAGCUGACGGUUCCCUUCGACCUUCACCGCAACAUCAUUGGGCGUCGCGGUGCCAACGUGCGCCAAUUCAUGUCCAAGUACGAUGUGCACGUUGAGCUGCCACCCAGCGAGCUCAAGUCCGACACCAUCAAGGUAUCCGGAACUCCCGCCCAUGUGGCCGAGGCUCGCGAAGCUCUGGAGAAGAUGAUCGAGGAGUACGAAGCCGAUCGGGCCGACCGUGAGCUUCGCUCCUUUGUCCUGGAGGUGGAUGUGGACACCGAGUACCACUCAAAGCUCAUCGGUCGCCACGGCGCCGUGAUCAACGAGCUGCGUGCCGCCCACGAUGUCAACAUUUCGCUUCCCAAGCGGGACGACCCCAACCAGCGCAUCAUCUCCAUCACCGGCUACCAGGCCAAGGCUGAGGCGGCGCGCGAUGCCAUUUUGGAGAUCGUCGGGGACCUCCAGACCCUCCACAAGGAGGUGAUUGAGAUCGACACCCGUAUCCACUCGCACAUCAUUGGCCAUCGUGGACGCAGCAUUCGCAAGAUCAUUGAGGAGUAUAGUGUGGAUAUCAAGUUCCCCACUAACGAUGAAGCUAAAACCAAUCCCAACGCUGUGACUAUCAUCGGCAAGGAGGAGGAUGUGGAGAACGCCAAGGAGUACCUGCUCAGCAUGGCAGAGGACUACGAGCGUGACUAUUUGGAGAACUUGCCGCCAUCGCCGCAGCCGCAGACGGUGGGUGCCUUCCUUACUGGAUCCGGUUCGGGAUCCGGGGCUGGCGGAGCCAGCGAGAACGGCUUUGUCAUCAAGGAUGCGCCGUGGGAGAAGAAGCAGCAGGCCAAGAACCUGACUGCUCCGAACACUCAGUCGCAGGAGGACUUCCCGCACUUUGCUGCUGGCGGGGCUCCGGUGGCCACCGCUCCCAUCACUUCCGUGUGGGGCCCCAAGAACUAAGUGGUCCACCACAAGCAGUAAACAGAAGCAGUAGCAGUAGCAGCAAUACUAGACGUUGGGGUGCGCCGGGGAUCGGAGUUGGAGCUGGAGCUGGAGCUGGAGCAUGACCAGGAGCUGGAUUGGCGGGCAGUGAGCAUCGGGGCAGCGUGCGGGCGUCUCCUUAGUCGAAAACUAGUGUCAAAACGGUAUAGGUUGUCUCUCCCAGGAGCUUUUCUACAACGCAAUUUGUGCAGGUUAAUCGAAAACUAAAACUAAACAAACUAUUUUUGUAUGAUUUGAUAGAGAAUCAAGUACACACACACACCACAAUGACACUCACAACACGCUCACUGACAUGAAAUUGCAUUUAUACAACAAAAAACAAAAACAAAAAAUGGAAAAAAAAAAAAGUAACGAAACAAAACAGACAACCGACUUACAGCCCCCCGGUUCAGUGUUCCCCAGUUCCCCAAUCCAAACCCCGGCCACUUUAUACAUACAAAACUUAAUUGCCAAUUUCUUUUUAUAUAACCAUUCUCCAUUGCAACACAUAAUAUUCUAAUUAGUUGAAGCUCCCUAAGCAUAAGCAGAAAGUUCAGAAAUGGUUUGUUAAUUGAAUUGAAACUGACUAGAGAAGCACGAAAGUCAAGAACGAAAGUAAUUCUAAGCCUAAAGCAUAAAAUGUUAAUUAUUUACAUUUACCCUCGCCACACUCUAAAUCUAAUCGUCUCUAUAUGCAUAUUAUAUGGUUUUUUUUUUUUCGGAUCCACUUCCAUUUCCCUUUCCUGCUCCUGCUCAUCAUCCCGAUUGUCCCAACGCAGCCCCAAGAGUUGUGAUUAUUAUGAUUUAUGCGAAAGUAAAUGUUGAUUGUAUUGUAAAAACGUUUCUUGCGUUGCCCGGGGCAUCAGUGGAAGUGGAGAUGGCGACCAAUUUAACCAGCAAUUAUACAAUUUACACAUUAAUUUACUCUAUUUACCGCACGUCUGCUCCUGCUCCCGAAAUCCACACCAUGAUACACACAAAAAAACAAAACACAACAACAAGAACUAAAAAAACAAAAAACAUACGAAUCCUAUACACAUUUCAAAAUGAGUACCAACAUUUUAAUUUUGUGCAAUCCUCUUGAUUUAUAUUAAAUUGUUUUCGACUUA